Lodderomyces parapsilosis is the source of this 3921-nucleotide messenger RNA. RefSeq lists its product as uncharacterized. The transcript has a single exon. Gene Ontology annotation, biological process: positive regulation of transcription by RNA polymerase II. Gene Ontology annotation, cellular component: nucleus. Lineage: Eukaryota; Fungi; Ascomycota; Pichiomycetes; Serinales; Debaryomycetaceae. Gene Ontology annotation, molecular function: ATP hydrolysis activity; histone binding; chromatin binding. The record is from RefSeq and is a predicted model, not a curated record. Bases 1 to 3921 code for a protein of 1306 amino acids.
AUGGCUAAACAUUCAAGAAGAAUAGACUCAACUGAUGACGAAACUACACCUGACUUCAAGUUAACAGUGACGCCUCCUAGACGAAGUACAAAGACGAUUUCAUAUAAUGAAGAUGACGACGAUGAUGGUGAGGCCACAAUUGAAGCUCCAGUGGAUGAACAGGCUCAUCUUGACAAUGACAUUGUAAAGCAAGAGGAACCUGAUAGUGAUGAUCCAUUUGCUGUUCCCACAUCACCUGAAAAAGAUGACGAUAGUGAGGAUUAUGUCGAAGAGUCAGACGCAGAAAUUAGAGGUCCAGGAAGGAAAAAAAGAAAGCUUAGCAAAAAGCAGAAAUCAAGAGGGAGAUCAAGUAAACCACGCAUAGAUAGCGAAGACGAGGACUUUCGAGAUGAUGGUGAUGAUGAUGAAGACGAGGACGAUUUCACUCUUUCUGAUGAUGAUUUCAUUGAAAGAAAAAAACGAGAGAAUUUCAUAGUGGAAGAUGAAAACGAUUGGGAUGACGAGGAAGAUGAAUAUGGGGUUAAACCAAAAAAGAAAAGAGGUCGUAAAAAAAAGGGUAGAUCUGUUUCGGUAGAGCCGAGAAGGGCAACCAGAUCGGGCAAGGUUUUGCAAGAAGAUGUGGAGUACAAUGGAGAUGAUACUCGCGAUGAUAUACAAGACGACGUGGAUGAUAUACAGAGGGAGAUUGCUGAACUAUACGAUUCAUCACCGGUACGUGACUCCGAACCCUCACAACAUAAAUUGAGACAAAGAGCAAAAGUCGAUUACACCAUACCACCACCUAUUACCAACGACUUGAUGCUUGAGAGACCUUCGACCCCGGUAACUGUAAGAAACAGACGAGGAAGACCCGCCAACAAGAGUGAAUUUCGAAAAAUAUUGUACCCCACAGCUGGCCCCUUUGGUGGUAGUGAUGUCAUAUCUUUAUUUGGAACAAAUAUUCCACCUGGGGGUAUUCCCUUGCCAGGCAUGACAGAUCCAAAUAAUCUUACUGCAAUUGGUCAAAAUGUCAGUGACUCAGAUAGUUCUGAAGAUGAAAUUGCCCCUAUCAAUGGGGAAGCUACCAUCAGUCACAAGGUAAAAAAGCCCUCUAGGUCAGAUGGAAAGCUACUUACAGGUGGUUCAGAUGACAAGAGAAAGGGAAAGAAUAGUUUGAGUGAUACCGAUCCUCUUGGGGUUGACAUGAACAUCGACUUUUCCGUCGUUGGAGGUUUAGACAAUUACAUAAAUCAAUUGAAAGAGAUGGUCGCUUUACCGCUAUUGUAUCCGGAGUUGUAUCAGAACUUCGGUAUAACACCACCUAGAGGUGUGUUAUUUCAUGGCCCCCCAGGAACCGGUAAGACUUUAAUGGCGAGAGCUUUGGCAGCAAAUUGCUCAACACCAGAGCGUAAAAUUACAUUCUUUAUGAGAAAAGGUGCUGAUUGUUUGAGCAAGUGGGUUGGGGAAGCAGAGAGACAAUUGAGGUUAUUGUUUGAAGAGGCGAAAAACCAGCAACCUUCGAUAAUUUUCUUUGAUGAAAUUGAUGGUUUGGCUCCGGUGAGAUCAUCUAAACAAGAACAAAUUCACGCAAGUAUUGUCUCGACGUUAUUGGCAUUAAUGGAUGGUAUGGAUAAUCGUGGACAGGUUAUUGUUAUUGGUGCAACAAAUAGACCUGAUGCAAUCGACCCUGCCUUACGUAGACCUGGGAGAUUUGAUCGUGAGUUUUAUUUCCCAUUACCUGAUAUCAACGCUAGAAAGGAGAUUUUGACCAUCCACACAAGGAAAUGGACCCCACAAUUGGAUGAAUCGUUUUUAAGCAACCUUGCCGAGCUCACAAAAGGAUAUGGAGGUGCAGAUUUGAGGGCAUUGUGUACCGAGGCAGCGUUGAAUAGUAUCCAACGAAAAUAUCCUCAAAUUUACGAAACAAAUCACAAGUUGGCAGUGAAUCCAGAAAAGGUUAGGGUUAUCGCAAAGGACUUUAUGAUGGCUCUUGACAAAAUUGUACCUUCGAGUGCAAGAUCCACUUCUUCUGGUUCUGCUCCGUUACCCGAUAAUUUGAAACCGUUACUACUGGACAGUUUUGAGCAAAUAAAAUCAAAACUAAAAGAUUUGAUACCAGUAUCUAUUAGUGUAGCGGGACGCAAAAAGCUCACUACCUUGGAAGAAGCCAAAUAUCUUGAUCCAACUGUUCACGAUAAAGAUGGUGGGUUUGGUAAACAGCAAUUGUUGAAGAAUUUGGAAAAUGCAAGAAUUUGUAGACCACAUUUGUUGGUUAGUGGUGAAGAGGGCAAUGGGCAACAGUACCUUAGUGCAGCUGUUCUCAACUAUCUCGAAGGAUUCCAGGUGCAGUCGCUAGAUCUUGGAACAAUGUUUGGUGACUCUGCAAGAACGACGGAGCUGGCCAUUAUUCAAGCCUUCAUUGAAGCUAGAAGGCACCAGCCUGCCAUCAUUUUAAUACCAAAUAUUGAUGUAUGGUAUCUGAUUUUACCAGACUCUUCAAAAGCGACAUUAUUAAGUCUACUACGUGGAUUGAGAAGCAACGAAAAGAUAUUGUUACUAGGCUUUUCAGAGACUCCAUUGCACUAUUUGGAUGAUAGAAUUAAAAACUUGUUUGGAAUGGAAAAUUCAUCAAAUAACGUCAUUUUGCAGAAUCCAAAUAAGCUGGCAAGGAAAGAAUUUUUCCUGACGGCAUGGAAGACAAUAUUGAUGAAACCGUAUGAGUUUAUCAAUGACUUGCAAAAUAGACCGAAAAGGAAAUUGAAGCAGUUGAAAGUUGUUGAAACUGUGGCAAAUUUGUCUGAUAAUGAAUUACUCAAGAAGAAGCAAAAGGAGCAGGAAUACAACGACACCAAAUUGAAAAACACACUCAAGAUAAAGUUGGCCAGUUUGAUGGAUUUGUUCAAAGUAAGGUACAAAAGAUUCAAAAAACCGAUUGUUGAUGAAAACUUGCUAUACCAUUUAUUUGAUCCCACAAUUUUGGAGAAUCCACUUAACAAUUACCAAGUUUUGUACACCAGAUCAGAUGAACCGGGUCACGAAAAUAUGAUAAAGGAAAUUGCUACUGGUAAGGAUUAUCACAAUAUGGAUCUUGACACAGUUGAGGAGAGGUUAUGGAAUGGUUUUUAUAGUGAACCAAGACAAUUCCUCAAGGAUCUCAAAUUGAUAUUGAAGGAUUGCAUUACUUCGGGAGAUCGGGAAAGAAUUUUGAAAGCAAAUGAAAUGAUUACCAAUGCCCAGUUUGGUAUCGACGAUUUUACAACUCCGGAAUUUUUGAAAGCUUGUAAAGAGAUGAGGGAGAGAGAUAAGGCCAAGCAAGAGAGAUUGUUGAAAGAAUACGAGGGAUUGAAGGCAACGCUUCAAAAUGGUACCACAGAGCAGCAACCUCAGGAUGCGGCUCCAUUGGAAAACAAUGCGAGUGUUAUCAGUGUCGCCGAGCAAAAGCUCUCAUCCAAUCCUCUUCCCGAUGAAGAUAUUUCACACGGGGAUAUAAAUGAACCUAAUGAUGCCAUGGAUGUGGACAUAGCUCAGAAGGGUGAUGAAGGGUCGUUUGUUGGAGUGGGGGAGCCACCAAAAGUGGAAGAAAUUAAAGAAGAGAAGAUGGGCAUGGAGAAAUCCAAUAAUGAUGCAAUGCAUAUGAAGAAAGGUGAAGGGGAGGAACAGACGGAAAACCCACAAGAGGACAUAGUCGAGGAGUCAUCUGAAUCGGAAGCUGAGGAGUCAAUCGAAAUCGAUCACGCGAAGGAGAUAAUACUCGACAAGGAAUUGUACGACAAGUUAAGAAAACAAGUAGUCAAGCUCACGGACCAAUUCACAGUUGACAAGUUGGAAAUGGUUAUGGCCAGAUUGAUGGAUAUCGUUUGGACCGAUAGAAAUGAAUGGGAUAAAACGUCGACUCUACACAAUAUUGAAAAAGUGUUGACUUCGUUUCAACCGGCAUCUUGA